ACGCUUUGAACCUCUGAUGGUUUUAAAUUUCAUUGAUGACGUUGAAAGAAAAGACGAACAAAGCAAACGAUUGUCUUUCUACAAAGAAUAUUUCAAUGCUCCUGAUUGGAACAUGGAAUAUGAAAAAUACAUCGAACGACUGAAGUUUAGACAGAUGCGCAAGUUGAAAGAGCUUUCCCAUUCUCCUAGAUUCUGGGAGCUAACAACAGAAAAGAAAGUUCUUAGCUCUAAUAAUUUUUUAGCCAAUGAAAGUAAUAAAAGAAGUAUUGGAGUUCAAUAUUCAGAAGAAGUCAAUGAAUACGGCAGUAGUGAACUUGAAAAAGGAGGCAAAGUAAUUUUUGAAAACAAUUCUAAAUUGGAAAAUGUCUCAGAGAAGAAGUAUCACAUCGAAGCUCCCAUUCAUGAUAAUAAAGGUCGCUCAGAAUCCAAAGAGAAUCGGCGACCACUGAAGGCACUUCAGAAUGAAAAGCAUGCGACUAAAUCUUCGAAAGACAAAGCAUCGAUUGCAAUUAAUGUUGAAGACAAUCAAAGAAACGUCAAAAAAGAAGUUCCACGGCCGGUGAAGGCAAUUAGCAGACCACCUUUUUCACUUUAUGGACGCGGAGAACCAUCAAAUAACCACAUGACUUACAACGUGCUUUCGCCUGAUCAUGUGUACGAUUCAGCUAGACGUGCUAAAGAAAAUCGAGAGGCCCUGAAGGUCAAAUACUCGAAAGGCAAGACUGAAAAGAGCUCGCCUAGACAGCUGAUUGCCGUUCAGUUUGCGAGAAAUAACGAAGAAAAUUGGAUGAGUGAGUAUCAGCACUGCUACAGUUCCAGAGCGACCACAACUCGAAGCUCAUUAGAUUAAUUGAAUAACGUGACAACUGAAACUCAUAGCUUAUUUGUUUUUCUGAUUGUGUUUGUCAGUUUUGUGCAGGGUGACCUUUACAAGUGACCAGAUAGGUUCAGCGGAUACCCUUCUCCUUAAUUGGGACAUGCAUAAAAGUAACAGGAACUAAAAUCAUUGAAUUGGGUCCUCAAAGAGGGAUUAAUUUCUGUGCACUUUUUGGAAAAACUGUUUAGUAGAUCCGCUUCUCCCAGUCUGAUGGGAUGAGCUUGACCGGGUAUACCUAUUGACAUUUCAUUAGUGUAAGUUUACAGAACAGCUGCUCACUCUGAUAUUGUGUAAAAGUGCAAUUUAUGAAAUUUAUUCAAUAAAUUAAAAUAAAGAUUGAAAAUUCGUUGAAUUUAAUUAUAUUCAAGUUUAUUUAAUGGUUGAUCAGCGUCAACAAAAUUUGAAAUGUGUUUGUG
Molecule: messenger RNA, 1293 nt
Organism: Symsagittifera roscoffensis
Lineage: Eukaryota; Metazoa; Xenacoelomorpha; Acoela; Convolutidae
Product: centriole, cilia and spindle-associated protein-like
Exons: 4
Coding region: 17-850 (277 amino acids)
Biological process (GO): regulation of mitotic spindle assembly
Cellular component (GO): spindle; centriole; ciliary basal body
Molecular function (GO): microtubule binding
Source: RefSeq, a predicted model, not a curated record